Molecule: messenger RNA, 2763 nt
Organism: Bursaphelenchus xylophilus (pine wood nematode)
Lineage: Eukaryota; Metazoa; Nematoda; Chromadorea; Rhabditida; Aphelenchoididae
Source: the annotation of a GenBank genome assembly
AUGAAUGAUAAUAACUUGGGUUUGGUGGAUGUGAAUGAUGAAACCAAGAAGAAGGAGGUCACUCAAGAGUACCUGGACUUUGUGGACGACAAGGUGAGCCGUCUGAUGCGAGAAAGACGUGUCUUCGUUAUACUAUAAGCCUUACUGAAAUUGUUUUAGGAUUCCGCGAACAUUUAUGCUCAAAAAACAGAAGAGCUGCUCCGGUCUCAGAGCAAAAGACUAAUUGUUAAUUUGAACGACAUUAGAGAGAAACUCCCUGAUCGGCUGGAAGGGUAAGUUGAGUUUUUCAUGUCGUAUUACUUUUUAGACUCAUCAACAAUUUUGCUUUUGAAAUCCAAUGUUUGGAAGACGCUGUUCGUCAAUUUAUUCGGGCAAACUUGGAGGAGCUCAAGCAAGAUGAUGUGCAUGUUGGGUUUGAGGGCUCGUUUGGUGAUCGCCAUGUCAACCCCAGGUCUUUGAAGUCAGAUUUCCUUGGAAAUCUUGUAUGUUGCGAAGGGAUUGUUACCAGAUGUAUGUUGAUUUUGUUGUUAUGUGGAUGGGGUCGAGUUGGGUAAUGCUAUUAUUGUUUUAGGCUCCAACGUGAAACCCAAAAUAGUCAAAAGUGUUCAUUUCUGUCCGGCGACUAACAAAUCUUUGACAAAAACUUACACGGAUCUAACUUCAUAUAACAGUAUGCCCACAAGUAAUGUCUAUCCAAAGGAAGAUGAGAACAAGAAUCCUUUGGAGACUGAGUUUGGACUCUCCGUGUUCAAGGAUCAUCAAGUCUUUGCAAUUCAGGUAUGUUUUCGUUUGAGUGAAUUAUCUCUUAGGAAUUACCGGAGAAUGCUCCUCCCGGCCAACUUCCUCGGUCUGUUGAUGUUAUCGCUGAUGGAGAUCUGGCUGAUGCCUGCAAACCUGGAGAUCGUGUGCGAGUUGUCGGUCUUUUCCGAGUUCUCCCCAACAAACAACAAGGUGUCUCCACUGGAAACUUUCGAACCAUCUUGAUCGCCAAUAACGUGCUGUUGCUGAGUAAAGAAUCGACUCCCAAAUUUGAUCAACAGGAUGUGAAGAACAUCUCUCGUCUCUCCAAACGCCGUGAUAUUGUGGAUCUUCUGGCCCGAUCCCUGGCGCCUUCGAUUUAUGGCCAUGAAGAAGUAAAGAAGGCUGUCCUUUGUCUUCUUUUGGGUGGAUGUGAGAAAAUUUUGGAGAAUGGCUCCCGACUUCGAGGUGAUAUCAAUGUUCUCCUGAUCGGGGAUCCAUCUGUUGCCAAGUCUCAGCUCCUCCGGUAUGUUCUUCACACGGCUCCCAGAGCUAUUGCCACCACUGGGCGAGGAAGUUCGGGUGUUGGUUUGACUGCGGCCGUUACCACGGACCCGGAUACUGGAGAUCGACGACUCGAAGCAGGUGCGAUGGUGCUGGCUGACAGAGGAAUCGUUUGUAUUGAUGAGUUUGAUAAGGUAAGUAGUAAUUUUUACUCCAAUUCUUCAUCUUUAGAUGACCGACAUAGACCGAACUGCCAUCCACGAAGUCAUGGAACAGGGCCGAGUGUCCAUCUCGAAGGCAGGUAUUCACGCCAAACUGAAUGCCCGUUGCUCGGUUCUAGCGGCCGCCAAUCCUGUGUAUGGCCGUUACGAUCUCUUCAAGUCCCCCAUGGCUAAUAUUGGAAUGCAAGACUCGCUUUUAUCUCGUUUCGACUUGAUCUUUGUGAUGUUGGAUGAACACGACAUAGAAAAGGAUACUCGAGUGGCGUCGAAUGUCCUCAAAUUACAUCGCUACAGAGCUCCAGGAGAGCCUGACGGAGCCGUCUUAUCCAUUCAACAGGCCGCCGAAUCGUUGACAACCUUCGAACCUGAAGCUGAGGAUCAUACAGUUGAUAUCUACGAGAAGAACAGAGGAUGGACAGCUGUGAACGAAGUGUAAGUAUUUCGUUGCUUAUUUUAUCUUGAUUUAGGGAUAAGAUCUUGACUACUUCAUUCUUGAGGAAGUAUAUCCACAUGGCCAAGAGUAUCAAGCCCCAGCUGACAGAGCAGGCUUCUUCUUACAUCUCUGAAUGCUAUACUGAACUGAGAUCGUAUGAAAACGAAGGCGAAGAUAGAGUAAGAUCGGGAUUUUUCUGUUGAACUGAUAUGGUUUGCUGUUAUUACUGAAUUUUUCUCUAGACAAUGCCCAUCACAGCUCGUCAACUGGAAACUAUGAUCCGUCUUUCCAUCGCCUUGACCAAAGCUCGUCUCGGAACUAAAGUCGAGAAGUCAGAUGCUGAAAAGGCGUUCAAUCUGUUACACUUUGCGAUGUUCAAGAAGAAGCCAAAAGAAAGAAUGGAUAAGAAGAAGCAUAAUGUGAGGGAGGAGGACGACGAGGAGAUGGAUGUUGAAGAAGAACCAGCACCCAGAGCAACGAGAAGAAGAAGGGCUGCUGAUGAUGAGGGAGAACAAGAGGAUCAGUCUCAAGCGCAGGAAGAACCAGUCACCAAGAGGUCCAAAAAUGAUGAUGGAAUUGGGGUUGAUAGGUAAGGGCUUAAUAUGUUUUUAUUGUGUGGUUGAUAUCUGAUUACAACGUGUGUAAUAUCAAAUUUUCAGGUAUAACCGCUUCAAGCAAUGCCUGCGUGUUGCCUUCGACGAGACCGAAAGCCCUGAGGGCAUGCACCCUGUAGCCACAAUAGUCGAACUCAUCCAGAGACAGAUGGGCCAAUUCCCAUUCACCGAAGCCGAAGUCAAAGCUGCGUUCGAUCUUCUGGAAGCUGAUAAUGUCUGCAUGAUCUCAGAUGAGCAAGUUGUAUUGGUUUAA